Messenger RNA from Diospyros lotus (date-plum), 3955 nucleotides. RefSeq names its product pentatricopeptide repeat-containing protein At4g39952, mitochondrial. The coding region runs from base 2 to 2410 and encodes 802 amino acids. Gene Ontology annotation, biological process: RNA modification. The record is from RefSeq and is a predicted model, not a curated record. Gene Ontology annotation, molecular function: protein binding; RNA binding. The transcript is spliced from 7 exons. NCBI's taxonomy places the organism in Eukaryota, Viridiplantae, Streptophyta, Magnoliopsida, Ericales, Ebenaceae.
AAUGAGUAAACACUUCCGACUUACAUAUGCUCAAUAUAUGUCAUUGGCUUGCUUUUGUAAUUGUAGGUCGGUGGUGGGAGCUCCAAUGCUUACAUUCAAACGUAACUACUUUUACAGACGUUUUUACUCCUCUUUGUCAUCCCAUUCAACUGCCUUCCUCGAUCGUCAAAUCAACCGCUUCCUUUCUAUCCAAACUUUGGAUCCCAAAUCGGUCCUCCAAUCUCAUGGCUACAUCAUCACAACUGGGAGCCCGAAUAAUGCCUUCAUAGCGUCGAAGCUCAUUUCUCUCUAUGGUUCUAUUAACAAGCCCGACUUGUCGGCGAAAGUGUUCGAUUCGGUUCGCUUCAAAGAUGCCUUCCUUUGGAACUCCAUAAUCAAAGCCCACUUCUCUAAUGGCAAUUACUCAGAAGCCCUUGAAUUUUAUCUCCAAAUGCGAUUUUCUGGUGUCCUGCCUAACGAUUUCACUUUUCCGAUGGUUGUUUCUGCCUGCGCUGAGCUUUCCUUGCUAAAGAAGGGCAUGGAAAUGCAUGCUUUGGUUUCAAAACUUGGACUUUUUGCGGGUAAUUCUGCAGUUGGAUCUUCGUUUUUAUACAUGUACUCGACGUGUGGUUGUAUUGAAGAUGCGGCUGACUUGUUUGACGAAUUUCCAAUGAGGGAUGUGGUUGCUUGGACCGCGCUUGUAAUUGGGUAUGUGCAGAACGGCGAGAGUGAGAAGGGUUUGGAAUGUUUUUGUGAGAUGCACAGGAUAGGUGGGGAUGAGGAGAGGCCUAAUUCUAGAACAUUUGAAGGGGGAUUUCAAGCUUGUGGAAAUUUGGGGUUUUUGUCAGAGGGAAUGUGCUUACAAAGUUUAGCAACAAAAACUGGAAUCGAUCAUGUUCAAGGUGUUCAAUCUUCAAUUUUGUCUAUGUAUAUCAAGUGUGGAUGUCCUGAGGAAGCUUGUCUUUCAUUUUGUGAAGUUGAUAAUAAGGAUGUUAUAGCGUGGACAUCUGUUAUUGGUGUUUAUGCAAGAUUGGGACGCAUAAUGGAAUGUAUAUAUUUGUUUUCACAGAUGCAGGUUGCUGGAAUCUAUCCAGACGGGAUAGUUAUCAGUUGUCUGCUUUCAGGUUUUGGUAAUUCCAUGAGAGUCAAUGAAGGGAAGGCCUUUCAUGGGAUACUCCUCAGGAGAAAUUAUAUAUUUAAUCAGAUGGUUAUCAAUGCAUUACUGUCAAUGUAUUUUAGGUUCGGACUUUUUUCUCUCGCAGAAAAGCUUUUUGACAGAGCACAUGACAGGGACAAAGAGACUUGGAACAUAAUGGCUUUUGAGUAUGAUAAGGUAGGACUGGAAUCCAAGUGCAUAGAACUGUUUAGGGAAAUGCAAUAUCUAGGCAUUGAAUAUAAUCCAAAUGGUUUGCUAUCUGUUAUUUCUUCAUGUUCUCGAAUAGGAGCAAACCAUUUAGCCCAGUCGCUUCAUUGCUGUGUAAUUAAAAGUCUGAUGCAUGAGAAUAUCUCCUUUGCCAAUUCACUAAUAGACUUAUAUGGAAAAAGUGGAAACUUUGGUACUGCAUGGAAGAUCUUUUGUAGGACACAUAAGGAUACUGUCACGUGGAACACGUUGAUCUCCUCAUAUGUGCAUGGUGAGCAUUUUUGUGAGGCUUUAAGCCUCUUCAAUAAAAUGGUUUCAGAAGGCUUCAAGCCUAAUAUAGCAACACUGGUUACUUUGCUAUCUGCUUCUUCUCGUAUGGCAUCUUUGGAGAAAGGAGAACAGAUUCACAUUUAUAUCAAGGAAGGAGGGUUUGAAUUUAAUAUAUCUCUGGCUACUGCUUUAGUUGACAUGUAUGCAAAAUGUGGGCAACUGGAGAAAUCAAGAGAAAUCUUUGAUUCAAUGGAUGAAAAAGAUGUUAUUUCUUGGAAUGUGAUGAUUUCAGCUUAUGGAGUGCAUGGAGAUGCAAAAUCUGCGUUAGAAAUCUUCCAGCAGAUGGAACGGUCAGAUGUCAAACCAAAUGAACUUACUUUUCUUGCUGUUCUAUCUGCUUGUACCCAUGCAGGGCUUGUUCAAGAAGGGAAAUGCUUGUUUGAGAGAAUGGGGAACUAUUCUCUGUCACCCACAUUGAAGCAUUAUGCUUGUAUGGUGGACCUCCUUGGCAGGUCAGGCAAUCUGCAUGAAGCUGAAGAUUUGGUGCUCUCAAUGCCCAUUGCUCCUGAUGGGGGUCUAUGGGGUGCUUUGUUAAGUGCUUGCAAAAUACACAACAAUACUCAGAUGGGUAUGAGGAUUGCAAAGCAUGCUAUUGAAGCUGACCAAGAAAAUGAUGGCUAUUAUGUAAUGAUUGCUGACAUGUAUACCUCUCUAGGGAAGUGGGAGGAGGCAGAAAAGGUUAGAGUGAUGAUGCAAGAACUGGGAGUGCAGAAAAGGGCAGGAUUGAGUACAGUAUAGCUUACAAGGGGAUAGUUUUAUUCGUUGUUGGGGCAGGUCCUGGUUCUCUGUCUAUCUUCUGCUAACUCUGUUGGUAAUAUCAAUGUGAAUUGUUAAAACUUGUUUGUAGCCCAUAGCUCCAUCUUUUCCUGACCCUCAAAUUCAGCCCACUGGCCAAAAGUGGUUUGUGUUGCAAGAAACCCUAUUGGUAUUAGAAUUUGGCUCUCUCUUCCUCCUUGCUAACAGUGGGUUCCAAAUUUAAAAAGCAGUGGCAAGAAGGUGAUCAACAAAGCAAAGGGUUGUUUAGGCUUGACCCCAGAAUUGAUAAAGCAUUAGCAAGGAAGGAAAGAAGUAAUAAUUGGAUAAUACAAACAGAAAGGAGAGACAGAAAAAAGGGAGAAUGGAGACAGAAGAAGAGAUAGAAGAUAAAGGAAGAGAAGACCAAGGACGAAGGAAUGCUUAUGAGAAAAUAAAUGAAGAGAAGACAAGGGAGGAGAGGUAAGAAGCACAAGUGCAGACACAUGGCACAAAAAUGAGGAGACUCUAACAUGCCUGACAUGAGUUCCCACGGUCAUAAAGUAUCAAGCUGCAGUUUACUCGUAUUCCCUGGACUCUUAGCUUUCUUGCUUGAUCUAUCCAUCCAAAAUCUUCAGGAUGACCCCUUUCAAAAAUCAAUGCUGCCAGAUGAGUUGGUAGCACAAAUGAAGGUGGUCAAUGUAUUUGAGAAUACAAUAAAUGUAACUUCAACUCUGGAGCCAGGUAUAAGAUCUUCCUCCUACAGCUAUCCUUUUUAUUUGGAUGCGAAUGUCGUAAAUUCUCACAAUUGACGAGCAAUUGCUUGGAAGUCAAAAGUCAGUAGACUUCCAGUUCUGGAAGUGAAGAAAGACUUCUUCAGAAAUCUCAAGUUUGAGAUGGACGAUUUGGAGACCAGAAUCCCUAAGGGUGAGCACAAAGUGAUUCAAGGGAUAACCCCGUUCAACCGAUAGAGAGAGGUUGAAAUUGAUUCUUGAGAACUCCAUGCUUCCAUGGUUGUGGAAGACAUAGAGGAGAAACGAGGAGGAAGACCGUUCAUUGAUGCAUUGAUGGCCGUGACCUCUCUGUUCCGAACUCAGUUAUUGUUAAAGAGGGGUGGGAAUAAUCUGCCUGGUCUGAUUGAUGUGCAGAAACCACUGAUGAGGGGUCCAGAGAGGCAAAGACAGCAUCAGAGAUUCGACAGCUCUUCAACCUUUCCAAGGAGGAAAAAAGUCUGCUGGGAAUACGUCAACACAUUAGCAGAAAACCUUUACUACAAAAUCGGGAAAGGGAAAGAAACUGAAGGGUCCUAACAGGAUGAUGUUCCAAAACAGUCGGACCAUCUAAGAGACUUAAGACUAGGAGAGAUGGAUCUUAGAUUUUCCCAAGAGAGAAGAAAAACAAGAGCAGAAACAGAAUAAAGUGUUUUUGGUUUUUUUUAUUAGGGUAGUAUUUGUUAAUCAAUAUAUGGGACGAAAAAGGUUAAAUAUGAGAAGUAUUCCAGAUGUUUAUCCUUUCCAAUGUGUUUGCUAAACUUAUCUAGUGAUUCUUGAA